UAAAUCAUUUUCAUUGAAAAUAUAAAACAUGACAAGCGAAGAGAGACGAUCUUUACUGCAUGAUUUUGUCACGGAUACGCCGCCAGCCGGUAAUACGGUAACAUCACCAACUGGCACGGUUACGCCACCGGCCGGUGACACGGUUGGGCCACAAUUCGGUGACACGGUUACGCCACCAGCCGGUGACACGGUUGCGCCACCAAAAGACACGUCAACGCUAAUAACUGAAAGCACGCAAACAUACGUCACACCGCCAGCAACAGAAUUCCGGAAAGCACAUGCAAUGUUCCUGCCUGUGACGUUAUUAAUAUACGUCAGUGUAGGCAUAGGGUACUUCACUACACAACAAUGGAUUCAGCAUUACGUUAAGAUAAAAUUGGGAUUUACAAACGAUUCUAUGCCGGGCUGCAAUGCAUCUAAGAACUCUACGCGCUACAAGGACUUCCAUGAGGUUGAACGUCAGACGGCUCAGUGGAGCAUGUACGUGACGCUGGCGGCCGCCGUCCCUUCCAUUUUCGCCACCGCUAUCGUCUCCUCUUAUUCGGACAGUGUGGGUCGGAAGUUCCUCUUUAUACUUUUUUCCGGAAGCACCACGAUACGAUUAACUCUCUGUUCACUUGCCAUUUAUUUCAAAUGGGAUCUAAUAUGGAUUGUAGUGGCUAUUGGGUUGGACGGACUGACGGGCUCAACCCAUACGAGCAGCUCGGCCGCCAUGGCCUACCUAGCUGACCUCACCUCCUCCGGGCACCACAGAACAAUUGCGCUCACUAUCAACGACGGCUUCCACAUGCUCUGUGUGACUUUGUCACUUCUCGUGGGUGGAGUGUUUGUCCGUCAGUUUGGAUUUCUAGUUCCGAUGAUCGUCUGUGCGGGAAUGGCAUGUUUAGCCUUUAUACUAACUCUUUGUUUUCUACCUGAAAGCCAUGGACGACAAAACCGCUCGGAAGUACAUUCAGUGUGUAAAGCAUUGUCGCGAAUAACUGAUAUCUAUACCGGCAGUAGUUUUAAUCAAAACAAAGCGCCAUAUAUCGUAUUAAUUAUAUGUUAUUUUUUUCAAGAGCUUGUUGGAACACAUCGCACUAGUAUUGAAAUUCUGUACCAGCUUGGCCAGCCGUUCUGUUGGGGUGCGGACAAGAUCGGCGUGUUCUCGGCGGCUCGGCACGCCACGCAGGGUCUCGCGGGCAUCGUGUUCAUCGUUCCGCUAAAGCGGUGCAUGUCUGAGUCCUACAUUGCGGCAUUUAGCGCCUUCUUCAAUACGGGCUCUUUCAUCUUAGAGGCACUCGCAAAGAGCGAUAUCAUACUGUUUCUUGUUCCGGUACUUGCAACGUUUGGGUUUCUCGCAGUACCCAUGUUUAAGAGCCUGUUGUCUCGAAUGACCCCUGCGGACAAGCAAGGUUCGCUAUUUGCGAGCAUCGUGGCGGUGCAGUGUUUGUGCGGCGUUGUGGCCUCGUUCCUGUUCAGCCAGAUAUACCGUGCCACCGUGACAGUCUUCCACGGUUUUGUCUUCCUCAUCCUGGCAGGACUCGCCGCCCUCGUCCUCGUCCUUGUUGUUGUCUAUCGCAUAACACAGUCCCAGGACGUGGAAGAUGAGGGGGACGAGAUCGAGAAUGACGUUUUUAUACAGAGUGUCCGUUCACUGAAUUCCUAGAAAUGGCCAUAAGGAAAACAAGUGACAAUCAGCCAAUUCCAUUAACCAUAAUGUUAAAUAAGUAAUUUUGAUAUCAUUUGAAAGGGUAUUUCGUGCUGAUUUAAAAUGUAUAUUGUAAUUUUUCAUGUUCAGAAAAGCUUGUUUAUCAUAUUUUUUCUUUUUCAAUUGAUUUUUAAUUUUCGUUUGUUUGCACAUAUUACCCUUCAAAUGAUGCCAAAAUAAUAUGGAGUCCCCAGGCAUCCGAAAUACACAUAUAUCUAUGUGUAUCAGUUAGUGUCCCAUACUCGGCAUUGGUCUUAAAAUAUACUUAAACGUAUGCGAAUGAAAUCUAGAACAUUUCAAACUGUGUUAGACAGAUAAAAAAGCUCGAAAAAGGUUGGCAUUAAGAUUAGGAAGUUUGUCAGUGGUGUAUAUGUAUAUAGUUGUUUUACUGUGUAUCUGUGUGUUUGAUUUACUGGUACAUUAUAAAUGAAUCAUGAAUGAAUAAAAUUCUGAAACGCA
Molecule: messenger RNA, 2149 nt
Organism: Mya arenaria
Lineage: Eukaryota; Metazoa; Mollusca; Bivalvia; Myida; Myidae
Product: solute carrier family 46 member 3-like
Exons: 4
Coding region: 29-1648 (539 amino acids)
Biological process (GO): transmembrane transport
Cellular component (GO): membrane
Molecular function (GO): transmembrane transporter activity
Source: RefSeq, a predicted model, not a curated record